AUGUCGACUCAAAAUUUAUCAUUGUUAGAAGACCAACUUUUAUUGUCCAAAGAUGAAACAAUAGGAAAACUUAUCAAAGGCGCAGACCAAUAUUAUUAUUAUUUUUUUUUAAAGAUCUUCAAUGAACAUGGAUAUCAACUAACUUCAGAAUAGAAAUAAUAAUUGUUAGCUAAUAAAAACAUGCAAACAUAGCUUUCACAGAAAACUAAUUUGAGAGCUUUAUUUUUGGAGUAUGAUUAUUUAAGUAGCUAAACUCCAUCUCAAGAAAUUUAGUAGCGAUAAAAGGAUAUAGUUGAUUAAAUCAAUUAAAAAUACUUAAAAUUUACUUUUAAUCAUGCAGCACCUUUCAUUGCAAGGGUAACAGUUAUUUUUUAUUUUAGGGAUGUAAUCAAACAGCGCAAUCUGUAGGGCUAAACUAGUAAAUGACAGCUGGCAUAUCAAAAUUAGAUGAAACUAUUUUUGAAAUUAGCAAAGGCUUAAAAAAUGCUUAUACAGAAGUAGGAUUUGCUUCUCUCAAGCCAAAAUUAUAUGGAUCUUUAGAUAUUGAUAAAAUCGCUACAAGCUCUUAAAAUGUAAUAAAAAAAUACUUAUAAAAUGUUGGUAAUGAAAUUAUCGAGUAUUUAUAAUUUAAAUUUUUUAAGUUUUCCUGGAAUACCUGAAUUCUAUAAUUAAUUAUAUUGUUUUUAAGAUUUUAAGAAUAAUUUUUCUUAAGAUCAUUUUAGAAAAUUGAGUUUAUAAUAAAUGGAAGAAUUACUUCAAUUAAAUAAGUACUUUUUAGAAAAUUAAGAAUUUGUUGGAGAGUACUAUCUUAAAAAACUCUAGUAUGAUCUAAAAAAUAUCUAAUAUUCUAAAUUAACUGAAGAUGAAAAAAAAUAAAUUUUAUAAAAUAUCAAAAAUGUAUAAAAUACUCUACCUUCAAAAUUUAAAUCAUUUAAUGAUUAAAUCCUUUAUGAAUUAUUAUAAAUAGGUAAAGAAUGAAUUCAUAUUUUUUAGGAAUUGAAUUUAAUAUAUAUGAUUUUGAUUUAUUUUUGGAUUUCUUAAAAGAUCCAAAAUAAAAUUAUAAUUCAGUUAAUCAAAAAUAUUUAACAUUUAUAGGAAAUAAUAGGAGAAAAUAUUAAUAAUGCUGGCAUGAAUAUCAUAAGUUUAACACAAGAAGAUGGAUGGAUAUAGAUUAAUUAAUCGAAAAAUACUUAAUAAAAUAUUUGGAAAAGAAUGAUGAAUUAGCCAUUUUAGAGUAAUAUAUGGAGACUAAAUAUUUAAAAAAAAUUCAAGCAAGAGUUAAAUUGUAUCAAGGUCAAGAAUUAUAAAAUAUUUAUUUUAUCAAAUUAGGAGAUAGAAGAGAUGAACUUAAGUAAAUUAUUGACUAUAUGCUCAUUUAAUUAAAUGUAUUUUAAACAUGGAGAUUUAGUUAAAUUAUAUGUUGAACUUAAGAAUAUUCCAAAAUUAAAUAUUAAAAUAUUUGAAUUAAAUUCUGAAAAUUAUUAUUUAUAAAAAUAAUAAUAAUUAGAUACUUCAAUCAACUUAGAUAUAUAAUUGCAUUUGAAGAAACUGAUUUUACUUACACCUAUCCACCGGUUUAAAAAGUUAUUAAAGAAUUUGAAUUUUAAACUAUAACAAACAUUUAAAGAGGUAUAUUUAUAGUAGAAUUUAUUGGUAAUGGAAUAUUAUCAAGGGCAUUUAUAAAGAAAGGAAGACUUUAAUUAAGAGAAACAAUGACAUCAGCUGGUCAUAGAUUCUAAAUUUUUAAUGAGAAUUUUGAAUUAUGUGCAGGUGAAAAAACAGGAAUUUGGAUUGAUAAGAAAUUUUACAAUAUGGAUUAAUAAAGAAAAGAAAUAUUGAUUCCCUUUGGCUAAAAAGAUCAAUAAUACAAUGCAGUUAUUGUUCAUGAUAAUUUUGCUGAAUUUACAACUGUUUUUCUAUAGUAAGAAUAGUAUCAAUUAAAAUGUGCAUUUUUGGUGGCUGGUGAAUCUUUGCUGCAAAAAGGUUAAAAUAUUUUAAAUGAAAAAUCUAUCAGAAAUUUUGAUUGA
Paramecium sonneborni is the source of this 2027-nucleotide messenger RNA. NCBI's taxonomy places the organism in Eukaryota, Ciliophora, Oligohymenophorea, Peniculida, Parameciidae. The record is from the annotation of a GenBank genome assembly.